Molecule: messenger RNA, 1383 nt
Organism: Trichoderma reesei QM6a
Lineage: Eukaryota; Fungi; Ascomycota; Sordariomycetes; Hypocreales; Hypocreaceae
Exons: 1
Biological process (GO): regulation of transcription by RNA polymerase II
Molecular function (GO): DNA-binding transcription activator activity, RNA polymerase II-specific; zinc ion binding
Source: RefSeq, a predicted model, not a curated record
GUCGUCAAGACACGACGCUCCCACCGAAAGUCCCGGAACGGCUGCAGUGAGUGCAAGCGACGACACAUACGAUGCGACGAGCGCCGCCCGGCCUGCACCAACUGCACCAUUGCUGAGCGCGCGUGCUCGUUCCCUCCGGCUCGCCAACAGAGCCAACUCGAGCCCCUGCCGCAGCCGCAGCUGCCGCACAGCCCGGCCGACUCGCAUCUGAGCCGCAAAUCUCAACACUCGCCGUCGUCGUGCGAGCCGGACCACCCGCUUCCUUGGCCUCAAUGCGGCCCUGAUCCAUCGUCAGCCUCUCCAGAGUCUGUCUUCGCCGCCGGCCGCUUCAGGUUCACCCCGGCGCCCGCCACCGGACCGCAGACCCUGCCGUCCUUUACAGAGUCCUUUACCAGCACCGCCUACCACCCGCCAGUGCCACCAGGCUCCCUCUUCACGGCCGAGCACCUCAUGCUCUUCUAUCAUGUCUCGGAUGCCAUGAGCGACUGCAUCUUGGCCCGCGGCCAGAUCAAGGUUGUCCUCGACAUUGCCAUCAAGCACCUGAAAGAUGCGCCCUACCUCAUUGACCAGCUCCUGGCCCUAUCGGCACUGCAUGUGGCCUUCACCAGCAAGCCCGGCGAGGUGCCGUUGAAUGGCACAAUUGCAUCCUAUCGAAAUCAGGCCACCGAGUUGCAGACGCGUGCUCUGUCAUCCUUUACACGCAUUGCCGCCAUGGUUCCCGCCGACGACACGGCCACAUGCGUCCCUCGAUUCCUGUUUGCUAGUCUACUGAGCAACCAAGUUCUAGCCGAGACCCUGCUGCAACAUCAGCAGCCACAGCCCCUUCCCUAUCAUCACGAUGUCAUGGGAGGCCACGGCGGGGGAAGCGCAGGGGCCGGAGGAGGUGCCAGUGGUGGUGCUGUCAACUUUCAUGGGUUCAUGGAGCGCAUGAUCGAGUGCAUCCAUCUUCACCGGGGCAUUCUUGCCCAAAUUCGCCCGACCUGGGAUUACCUCAUGCAGUCGGAGCUCUUCCCCUUACUCCGCAUCACCCACGAUGCCAACAUCACAGCGGUGACCCUCUCGUCCGGCACAGAAUGUGCUGCUCUUCGACAGAUGAUCGAUGCCGCAGCUUCCCCAAUGUCCCAGUUUGGAGACUCGUCACCACGCCGUCUUGACCGAGCCAGCGCCGAAGCUUGCCGCACCGCCAUUGAUUCUCUCCAGUGGGCAUUCGACAUGCAUCGAGCCCUGUCUGAGCAAGACGUUCCGCAUGCACCGUCUGCCUUCAUUGUCACCAUCGAGGCCGAGUACGUGAAAGUGUUACGAUCACUGCUUCCUGAAGCAUUGGUGAUUCUGGCCUAUCUGGGCGUCCUGAUACAUCGCUGCCGUCGCUUCUGGACGUUUGGC